GCCAUCUGCCUUCCUCGUCUCCUUCUCCAAUCUCCGUGUUGUCGUUCCCGGUGACGCGGCGGAGGUGUAGCCUGACGCGGGCUCUUACGUGUCGGCCAGAAUAAAAGUGGAGCUCCGGAGGCCCGGGAGUGACGAAGGAAGUCCGUGUCGCUUUGCCAAUGAAGAUGGAGUCAGCAGCCGAGGCUCAGCAGGCAGCAGACACUGCUGUGACUGAGACCGAGUGCCAGCAGAUCACCCCGGCACAGAUCGCCACGUUGGCACAGGUGUCCAUGGCAGCAGGACACGCUUCAGCUACAGGUCCCACUGUAACGCUGGUUCAGCUUCCCAACGGACAGACGGUUCAGGUCCACGGUGUCAUCCAGGCUGCGCAGCCGUCUGUUAUCCAGUCUCCACAGGUCCAGGCUGUUCAGAUCUCCACCAUCGCUGAAAGUGAAGAUUCCCAGGAAUCAGUAGACAGCGUGACCGACUCCCAGAAACGCAGAGAAAUUCUGUCACGGCGCCCUUCGUACAGGAAAAUUCUGAACGACCUUUCGUCAGACACGUCGGCCGUUCCUCGCAUCGAGGAGGAAAAGGCUGAGGAGGAUUCGUCCGCCGCUGCAGCCACGCCCUCCAUCACCACCGUUACGGUCCCCACACCCAUCUACCAGACCAGCAGCGGACAGUACAUUGCGAUCACGCAAGGCGGGGCCAUUCAGCUGGCUAAUAACGGCACAGAUGGAGUCCAGAGCCUGCAGACUCUGACCAUGACCAACGCUGCAGCAGCUGCCGCCCAACCUGGAGCCACCAUCCUGCAGUACGCACAGACCAGCGACGGACAGCAGAUACUGGUUCCCAGCAACCAGGUGGUGGUCCAAGCAACCUCCGGCGACGUCCAGGCCUAUCAGAUCAGAGCAGCCCCUGCCAGCACCAUCACCCCUGGAGUGGUCAUGGCCUCCUCGCCCGCGCUUCCUACUCAGGGUGCCACGGAGGAGGUCACCAGGAAAAGGGAGGUCCGCCUCAUGAAGAACAGAGAGGCAGCUCGCGAAUGUCGCAGGAAGAAGAAGGAAUACGUUAAAUGUCUGGAGAACAGAGUGGCCGUCCUGGAAAACCAAAACAAGACUCUUAUUGAAGAACUGAAAGCUCUUAAAGACCUUUACUGUCAUAAAUCAGAGUAGUUCAUCCUACAAACACCAAGCUGGGCCAAGUAGUAUUUAAAUUUAUUUCACGUACUUUCUGACUGAUUCUUCCUGCCAUGGUUGGUCUUGUUGUUUUUUUAAAUCUGAAAGUCACUCCAUCAAGCUCGAAUUCAGGCUAACAGUACAAUGAAUUAAAAGACAUAAAGUAUAUUAUCAUUCAGGAAGAGUAACCAUUAGAAAAGUGCCAAUUAAAACUCGGUACUCUAAAUCAAUUACAAUCUUUUCAAGUGUUACAGGGUGCAG
Messenger RNA from Nematolebias whitei (Rio pearlfish), 1418 nucleotides. It is a transcript of the gene creb1b, whose product is annotated as cAMP responsive element binding protein 1b. NCBI's taxonomy places the organism in Eukaryota, Metazoa, Chordata, Actinopteri, Cyprinodontiformes, Rivulidae. Gene Ontology annotation, molecular function: protein binding; DNA-binding transcription factor activity, RNA polymerase II-specific; cAMP response element binding. The record is from RefSeq and is a predicted model, not a curated record. Gene Ontology annotation, cellular component: nucleus; ATF4-CREB1 transcription factor complex. Gene Ontology annotation, biological process: regulation of transcription by RNA polymerase II. Bases 159 to 1154 code for a protein of 331 amino acids. The transcript is spliced from 8 exons.